This is a messenger RNA of Caenorhabditis elegans, 1469 nucleotides long. It is a transcript of the gene Y95B8A.6, whose product is annotated as Bursicon. The coding region runs from base 459 to 1052 and encodes 197 amino acids. Lineage: Eukaryota; Metazoa; Nematoda; Chromadorea; Rhabditida; Rhabditidae. The record is from RefSeq and is marked reviewed. The transcript is spliced from 6 exons.
CGACCGGCCGGCGCGCCUUCUCCCAUCAGUUCUAUCUCUCUCUCUCACUCACUUACUCUCAAACCGCGUCAAUUGAUCUCUCUGGCACGCUCUUCGCUCGGCGAGCUGUAUUCGGUGUCGGUUUUCAGUCUGCGUCUCCGCGCCCCGGUGCAAUGCAUAUGUUCCAUCACGUUCUGCUCCUCUUGUUGCUCCGUGUGCUGCCGUGUUUUACGCAAUUUCAGGUACUGUACAGAGAGAAUCAGGAUCACAUCUGGAAUAGCUCGCAGCCUGUUCGAUUCUGGGAGCUUGUUGAGUAUAGGCCGACCACUACGCCGCCGCCGACCACUACGACAGAGUAUAUACCGCCACCGACGACUACUCCGACCACAACUACAACCACCAAAGAUCCAUGUGAAUCAUCGCAUCCGUUGGAUCUGACGCGUCGGCUACGGGACACUGCCGGCUACAAUCGUAUCUAUAUGGCCAGCGACUUUUCGUCGGCUCGCAAUGAGUUUCCUGAUCUCAGGGGUUUGGCUCACAAAGCUUCAACGGACUAUCAUUGCGGGAAGAGGUGCCAACGAUCGAGUCAACUAAUUCGAAAAAUCAUAAAAACCGGCCAACCGGCAGAAGCCGAACGUGCUUGGUGGGACGAGGAAGAGUGGGAGGAGGGCGAGAGACGCAGGAAACGAGCCAUCGAAUGGAAGGAUACAGAUGAUCGUCUGCUAAUGCGAAAUACCGGAACAUCACGUCAUAUUUUGGGAAUGACUGUGGCGGUGGAAUGCGAUGAUGAGACUGGAGAAUUUAAUAGUGGUGGAUACUCGUUGUGUACUACGUGCCGUGCUGUUCGACACUUGCCAUCCACGUAUUUUCCACGUGUCAUUAAUGAGCUGAUUUGCUCGCAGAAAGCGUGUUUGCGAGGAGAAGGAAAAUGCAUACAACGGGUUAUGCCGAUGAAGGUUCUCCGAAACGUGGGCACCCGCGAGUGUGCUCGCUGGCAAAUGAGCCAAAUCGACGUGCGAACGUGUUGUGAUUGUAUGCUCAAUCCGUCAUCACCACUGGUCACCUAUUUAUGAGCGAAAAAACCGGGGAAAAAAACACACAAAACAACUCAAAACUCAACAAAAAAAAAUAAUUUUACAAGAUUCAACGAAACAACAAAAAAAAGAAACAAUGGAAAUUAAAUACGGAUGCUGCUGCCAAAUAUGCUGCCAAAUUCAAAUUCUCGCCUUGUACACACGAUCUUUAUUGAAAACGGUGAUCAACGGGCACCCUCCACUCUGACCUUUUAUCUGAAAAUAAUUGUUUUAAAGAUUUAUUUGAUUAAAAACCUCGGCCACGGCCGCGACGCAGCCGCUCCGCACGCAGCUGCGUCGCGGUCGGGUGGAUCCUAACCUGAACUUCUCCCUCCAGCUCGUUAUCGUCGUCGACCACCUCGAACAGUUUGCUAGCCUCGAAUAGAAAUCUGAAAAAAAUAAAUUGGUUUUUUUUGA